AUGGCCGGGGCGAUUGCGUUGGACACAGCCUUUGCCUUUGGAGCUUUAAGUGCCUGGUCUGACUAUCUGAUGACAGGCCCGGAGGUGGUGUACGACCGCUUCUUCGAGGGAGCUCGCCACGCGCUUAUUGAAGUUGAUGCAGCUGUAUGUGGCCGCGAUCGGGCCCUCAUUCGGCCUUUGUUGGACCUGCUGACGGGCAUCAAAGUGGGGUCGGACGAGCCAGCGAUGUCUAGGCCCCUAGGACCAGUGGCUUUGGCGGUGGUUCGCAUCACCGAGCUGGUCGCGGAGUUCCAGGGGCGCGCCAUGGCUCAAGAGCUUUGGGAGAGACUGCGCAGCACGGGUCUGCAAGACCUUGCCCCCGUCCUGUUCGAACAUGGAGUUCGGGAGCUGAGGGACAUUAUGCUGAAUGCGGGCUCCCUUCUGCUCAGUGGGGUUGAAUCCUGGAAACUGGAGGCCGUGGUGCGGGGCAGGUUGGAGACGGCGUUGGCUCUCCCGCCUGGCCGCUCUGACCAUCCGGUCGCGGAAGUGCGCCAGAAGGCGUCCUGGGCGGCAGCCCUGGAGGCUCUGCAGGCGGCGGUUUUGGCUGCGACGACGCGGACGCUGGCUUUGCCGAUUGUCGAGGAGACCCGCUUCAUCAUUCGGGACACGGCCUUGCGCGACCUGGUGCGGCUCGAGGAAGCGCUGCGAGCUUUUGAUGAACGGGACAUGGCAGCGGCAGUGGAUUUGUGCAUUAUAUGCACUUGGUAUAUGCUGAGGGAGAUAGAAAUAUCCAACGCCGCUGUGCACUUGCUAUUGCCUGUGACCAAGACCGAGUCUCAGGGGUGCCUCACCGUCCGCACGUAUAUUUGCGUGUGCCGUGCGAAGUCAGAGCCCUUGUGUCCUUUUCACGCAGCAAGGCGGCACAUCGAGAGGCUGCGGUUGGCUGGCGUGGAUGGCUCCGAGACGCACUUCCUCUUUCCAGGUUCAGACGGCCAGCCGCUGAAGAAGUACCAGGUGGUGCAGCUCAUCGAGCGGGUGCUGCAGGCCGCUGGGGUGGAGACCACAAGGGCGGACGAAGCUGGGCGGCAGAUACCGCGCUUUGGCGGUCACACGCUGCGGGUCAGCGGGGGCGAUGGUGUUCAAGGUCCACAGCUCGCUCCGCUCCUUAGACUUCCUCAGAACGUCCGAGCGGCGGCGGCGACAGGAGCGCUGCCAGCGCCGACGUUGGCGCGGGAUUCUGCAGUCAUGGUCUUGAGCGACGAGGAGCCUUCGACACCGCCGGCACGGCGCCGUCGCCGGAGGCGCGCACAGCCGGAGCCGCUCCAGCCUUUGCCCAUCGAAGACUCGCAGCCGCCGCCGCAGGAGCUGGUAGCGGGAGUGACUCUGGACCAGGUCAGGGCGGAGAUAGCCAAAGCCAUUCCACCCCACAAUGAAGUGUGCCGUUGGCGCACAACAUGUGGCUGGGGCUAUGGCUGGAGCAGCUACUACAGAGUGCAGGCCGACAGCUUGCGCCCUGAACUGCGCCGAUGCCGGCGAUGCUUCCCAGACGAGGCGCGGCCUGACGAGCAGCAGCAGCUCUGGAUCCUCCAGCUCGUGAGCCGGCUCGAGUGGUUCUUCUUUCCGGGGCGCAGCG
Messenger RNA from Symbiodinium pilosum, 1612 nucleotides. The record is from the annotation of a GenBank genome assembly. Lineage: Eukaryota; Dinophyceae; Suessiales; Symbiodiniaceae.